GGGGUGGAGAUAGUGAUUAAUCCACAAUAGUUACAUGCAAUGGUGAUGUUUGUGGUAACAGCUGAUGUCUCUCCCCCUCUCCUCCUCUCGAGAUCCAUCAGCCGGGAUUGAUUUUUCUCUUUUUUAAAAAAAAAGAUUCACUGUUUCAUAUUUCUGGCGCAUAUGAGUAGAUUCACACUGGAGACAUGGUCAGCAGUGCCGGAAAAAUAGCUGUUCCUUUCCCCCUCAGUCAUCGACUGACUAUAAAGGAAGUGUUUGACUGCGAUGGCAAGCCCAGGGUGGACCUGCUCAAAGCUCACCUGACCAAAGAGGGGAGGGUGGAAGAAACCGUCGCACUCCGAAUUAUUAACGAUGGAGCCAACAUUCUCCGUCAAGAGAAAACCAUGCUGGAUAUAGAGGCCCCAGUGACAGUCUGCGGAGACAUUCAUGGUCAGUUCUUUGAUCUGAUGAAGCUUUUCGAAGUGGGUGGCUCGCCUGCCAACACCCGGUAUCUCUUCCUUGGAGACUACGUGGACAGGGGUUACUUUAGCAUCGAGGUUGUUUUGUAUCUCUGGUCCUUGAAAAUCCUGUACCCAAAGACGCUGUUUUUACUCCGCGGCAAUCAUGAGUGCCGACAUCUGACAGAAUAUUUUACUUUCAAGCAAGAAUGUAAAAUCAAGUAUUCUGAACAAAUUUACGAUUCAUGUAUGGAAGCGUUUGAUUGCCUUCCGCUUGCUGCGUUAAUGAACCAACAGUUCCUGUGUGUACACGGUGGGCUCUCACCCGAAAUACACUCGCUGGACGACAUAAAAAAGUUAGACAGAUUUAAAGAGCCACCAGCGUUUGGGCCGAUGUGUGACUUGCUGUGGUCAGAUCCCUUGGAAGACUUUGGGAACGAAAAGUCACAGGAAUAUUUCAGUCACAACACAGUGAGAGGCUGCUCCUAUUUCUAUAGUUAUCCCGCUGUUUGCGAGUUCCUACAGAACAAUAAUUUAUUGUCGGUCAUUCGAGCCCACGAAGCACAAGACGCAGGUUAUCGGAUGUACAGGAAAAGUCAGACUACAGGCUUUCCUUCCCUCAUCACAAUCUUCUCAGCACCAAACUACCUUGACGUUUACAAUAACAAAGCUGCAGUAUUGAAAUACGAAAACAACGUUAUGAACAUUCGACAGUUCAACUGCUCUCCUCACCCUUACUGGCUACCCAACUUUAUGGACGUCUUCACUUGGUCAUUGCCUUUUGUUGGUGAGAAAGUGACAGAGAUGCUGGUGAAUGUUCUGAACAUCUGCUCUGACGACGAGCUCAUGACGGAUGGAGAUGAGAUAUUUGACGCGAACGCCGCAGCAGCUCGUAAAGAAGUCAUCAGAAACAAAAUCAGAGCUAUCGGCAAGAUGGCACGAGUGUUUUCCGUGCUCAGGGAGGAGAGUGAGAGCGUGUUGACCUUGAAAGGUUUGACACCAACGGGGAUGCUGCCUAGCGGAGUGCUGUCUGGAGGCAAACAGACUUUAGAAAGCGCUACUGUCGAGGCUAUAGAGGCCAUUGAGGCUGUUGAAACCCACGAAGCCAUCCGAGGGUUUUCCCCUCAGCAUAAGAUCACAAGUUUUGAGGAAGCCAAAGGUCUGGAUCGUAUCAAUGAACGAAUGCCUCCUCGGAGAGAAGCAGUAUCCAACUCUGGCGGUGUUAACUCCACUGGGAAAAUGCAUCUGCCCGAAUCCAAUGGGACUGACGACAACCGGAACGUCUAAGCGACUUGCUUGUUUUCUAAGGAACUUCGCCAACUCUGCAGUUAGUUCUGUAUGGCCUGUUUCGGUGUCCCAGGCCUCUCUGAUAUUCCAAGACAGUGUACCACUCGCUCGCUCGGUCCGAAGCCAAGAGUUUCAAUAAAUUUACAACGACAAGAAAAGCCCAACCCCAUAAACAAACCCCAUAAACUUCCAGAUAGACAGAAAACAAAAUAGAUUUUUCUUAGAAAACUGGAAACAUAUUCAUCUUGUUUAGAAGCACCUGUGAUCAGUGCUUAUAGACAGGUGAAGCUUAUUACAAGCAAUUGAUCAGAUUGACUUGUCCAUUUGUUUCCCUAAUGAAAAAUAACAAGGCUACAGUCAUUUACAAAAAUAAAAGUCUCUUGUAAAAUUGUUUCACAUUGAUACAUCCAGUGGUGAAAUUUAAACAAAUCAGCGUCAGAAGUUUAAAAAAANUAAUAUAUAUAUAUAUAUAUACUGGAGGAGAAUUAAAAAAGUUUCAUGCAUAAAGCCAGUUAUACAAUUAAUUUAACGUCAUUUUAAAACUUCAAAAAAUUAAAAAGUUUUUGCUACUAGUAUUAAAAAUUCUGUAAUCAUUCUAAGUCUUAGGAAAACAAGGUUUUGAGAAGAAAAAAAUGCCAAAUCCCAGAUCACUUCUGUUUUGUACAAAAAAAAGUCAGCUGCCCGACUUAACUUCAAUGUAUUUGGAUGCUAUAUUACCAGUCUGGUUUUUACAGUAACCUACUAUCCGACCAUGUUGCUUCUAACUGGAAUCUCGAUGAUUAGUUAUUCUUUCUGUUGCAAAGUUCUCACAAACCAAUUCCGUUUUUGCUUGUCACAUGCCUGCAAUCCAGAGAUUUACAAACGGCACUAUCAUUUUUUUUCUUUUGUAAAGUAAAUUAACGUUGCAAUCACAAUUAGUGCCAGCAUUAGGAUUCUGUACAGCAAAAAUUAUAGGAUGCAUCUAUGCAUGUUGGUUAAGUUUCUCAACACUAAGUGGAGCUAUAUUUGUACUGUGUUUUUUAAAAAAUAAUCUGGCUGUGUUGUAUACUUGCUUUCUCCCUGCAAAUAUCGGUGAAGCUUUUGAGUUAUCCGCUAUUGGUGUGCAAAACACUGAAAGUUACUUUUGGGGAAGGGGGAACUUUUUUGACUUCUCUCUGUAAUGUACAGGAGUGGAUGUGGGUGUGAAUGAAUGAACACUUUGGGUGCCGAGUUGAUCAAUCCAAAAGCAACAUGUUUGGAACUGGUGCAUGAUAGCAUGGGUAUCAAAAAAAAACUAACUGUUUUAAAAUUAACUUAAGGCGCUGCGCAGUGCUUCACUAAAAGUUUCAACAUAAUUGUUUGUUUCUAUCCACUCUCUUGCUUUGUCAAAAGAAAAAAAGUGAAAACUUUUUAAAAGAGUUCAUGGCA
Messenger RNA from Callorhinchus milii (elephant shark), 3131 nucleotides. RefSeq names its product protein phosphatase 3, catalytic subunit, beta isozyme (gene ppp3cb). Gene Ontology annotation, molecular function: calmodulin-dependent protein phosphatase activity; calmodulin binding. Lineage: Eukaryota; Metazoa; Chordata; Chondrichthyes; Chimaeriformes; Callorhinchidae. The record is from RefSeq and is a predicted model, not a curated record. Bases 186 to 1724 code for a protein of 512 amino acids. Gene Ontology annotation, biological process: calcineurin-NFAT signaling cascade. The transcript is spliced from 14 exons. Gene Ontology annotation, cellular component: calcineurin complex; cytoplasm; cytosol.